UCACACACACGAGUUUGAACAAGACUCAAGACUGUGGACUGAAGAGCAGAGAGGAGAGGAACACAAACGAGAGAAAACAGAAGACACAGAGAGGAGAGAAAGACAGAGGAGACAAGGAAUAAUCUGUAAACGAAAAGAGGAAAAGCACAAACCUGCAGCUGUCAUGGAAAAGUCUGACCACAGUGUCCAUGGAGAGGCCGACUGGGGCCGAAUCCUGCGCUACAACAAUAUGGUCCUGAACGGCCAAGAUGAAUUCCCCUGUCCACUGGAAUCUUCUAAACAAGAAUUUGAGCAAAUUGAGCCCGAGAGCCCUCCACCCUGCCCACAGUGGAGUGCCCCCUCUAUGACUAAAAUGCGUGCUCUGGAGGUUCUGAGGAAGCACGUGUCUGACUACGGCCUGGACCCCCGACCUGCCAACGAGGCGCAGGUCACCAACAUGGAGAUCCUUCAGGGCUACAGGUAUCGCCUGGAGUCGUUCACGGAGAAACGUGUCACUCGCUGGAACACUGAGCCAUACAAGGGAGAGGAGCUGGAUGACAGUGGGGUCCCUCCUCCCCCCUGGAGUGUUCCAGCGGAAGAACCACCUCAGUUCACCACGUCCUUCAAAGACAUACCCCUCCCAUAUACCUCACUCAUCAAGGACUGUGGCCGGUGUUUGGGCAGGGGCCGGAUCGCCUGCACUAGCUGUGAAAAUGGGAGAGAUAAGUGUGCUCACUGCUGUGGCCGUGGCUACAACUACAACUACGUCUCCACCUACACCCUGACCAAUCACUGCUAUAUGUGCAGCGGAAUGGGGCAUGUCCGUUGUAUGUUUUGCCGUGGGAUGGGUGAGAGUCGAUGCCUGGUGUGUAUGGAGCACAAGAAGACCACUUUGUCCAUCUGCCUCCGAGUCAAAUGGGUCAACCACCAGAAUCAGAUUUUGUGUGGAUCUAAAGAGGCUCAUCUCCACCAGCUGUCGGGGCGCACCCUGCUCACUCACACAGCCAAACGGGUGCGUGCACUCACAGAUUUCCCAGAGUCCGGUGUGAUGGACGCCGCUCAGAGGUUCACCCAGAAACACGCUCAGGAAUACACAGACAACGCCCGGAUCCUACAGCAGCGUCAGAGAGUGGAGCUGGUGUGGAUGUGCAGAGUAUCGUACACCUGGAGAGAUCAGACCUACCAGUUUUACGUCCCCGGGGAGGAGGAGGGCGCCAUUGUGGACAACUACCCAGAAGUCACCUGUGACUGCUGCAGCGUCAUGUGAUCAGUCGUUAUCAGAGAGGAAGGGGGCGCUGUAGAGCAUGCACAGACUGUACCUACCACUUUCCAAAUAGACUCUCACUUAGUCCAAUUCUUAGAGGUGCACUGUGUGACUUUUUGUAAGGAGCUUCAUCACCUGCUUGUUUCUAUGGAGAUGUCACUGCUCUGCCUGGAAUGUUCCACAGUGUGACAUUAAACAGCUCUACUUUACAUUUAUUUGGUUACAAGUAGUUUUAUAAAAUACCCAGAAAAACAGACGUUGUGCCUGUGAGUGGUGUCGCCUCUCCAGAGAUCUGACCUGUAACUUGGUCUGGUUUGGUCUCCAUGAAGAUAGAAAGGCUUAAUACCAUAAAUCUCUUUUUAAUUUGUAUUUUAUUUUUAAUUUUAUGAUGAUUACUUAUGUUCUGAUUGUUUUUAUUGUGAUUUUAAUGUAUUUCUUAUUCUGUAAAGUGCUUUGAAUUACUGUAUUUUGUGCACUAUAGGGGGCUCUGGAUUAUAAUAUAUAUAUAUAUAUAUAUAAUAUAUCAUUGAAUGGUCUAUUUUCAAACUUUUUUCACAUAUACACCGCACUGGACUAUAAGGCGCAUUAAACGAAACAACAGUUAGAAAAGUCAGUCAAACUUUAUUUAACGUGUUCACAGUAACUCUCAACUUUGUUCAAUUGUAAUGUGUAAAAAAAAUACUGUCUGAGACGCUAAAUUGUUAAUUUUCACAAUAAUUCAUAAUAGUUGAAACAGUUGGGUGAUUCCGGCGUCCACACGUCCACAUCCCUCUGUCAUUAUCCGAGUCAGUGUGGUUACUGUUCCCUGGAGUUCAGUGAUGAUUCGGGUCUUGGUGAAAGCUCAGACCACAGUUGAUACUGAUCCUUAACCCGGGCGUCCAUGAUCCGUUGGCAGAUCGUGGCUUAAGUGGCUCGGCGCUGUCUCUCUGUCUUGGUGAAUGUGUGUUCUCCUUCUCUCAUCCACUGCUCCCACGCAGCUCACACUUUCACUUUAGAACAGCCUUGAGUUUAAAGUGGGCGUUGUGAGCGUGUCUCUUGACAUAUGGGUCCGGUCAAGUGGUAACGGAGGGAAACGGGCAGAUUUUUUACAUUCAAAUAGCUCUUGUUCAGAAACUAGAGGGACUAUUGAAAUAAGUAAAGUAUCAGAAUGUAGGAAAGAGUUACACUCCAACAGGGUAAAGUCAGACCUGCGAUAUUCUUUCAAGUUGUUGACAAAAAAAAUAAAAAAACUCAUGUCGGUAAUAGAGGGAAUGAAAUAUGCAGCACUUUUUGGGCAGUAAAUACAAACACUGAUAACUCUUGGUUCUCACUUACAUAUCCUUAUCAAACUGGUUUGAAUAUUUGCUUCAUAUAAUUUUCUACCAUAUGGUACAUGAUUAGGUUGAAAAACCUCUUACUUUUUGAGUCAUUAAAUUUUUUAUUAAGAAAGGUCAUGGUAACGGAGGGAAAAGUAAUGGAGGGAAAAUUGUGCAAACAAGUAGAAGGUGCAUGAUUUUACAUCAUUUGUCGCUUUUUUCUUCCAAAUACUUUAAUAUUACUUCAAAAUGAAAGGAAACUGUUUCUAUAAAAUAUGUCAGUCCUUCCAAGCAAAUUUUUAUCAUUUUAAAUACAUUUUUUUUUGAAAAAUCAUGUACAUUCAUCAACAGUUCAAAGAUGGAAUAACACAAGAUAUGAUGAAAUACAUGUUUAUUUACAUGAUUUGCAGGUCUUUGAAAUUUGGGAAAUCAUUUUUGUUCCAUGUUGCAUACAUGGUCUGUUUAAAACGUAUGUAACUUUAGAACAAAAAUGGUACAGAAAAAAGGUAAACCGUUUCAUAAACUAGAGUACAUAUGCUAUCUGUUGAAUACAUUUUUAUAUCAGAUGCAUUAACUUGAAUUUUUGGCCUUGCUGUUUACUUCUGCUUGACCGGGCCAAGGUGCAUUUUGAUAUUAAAAGGAAUCACAGUAUGUAUUACUCCUGAUGCUCCUGACUAUGGGAGCCGUAAUGCUGCAAGUGGAGCAGCUUUGUAGGUUACUACUUUAAUUCAUAUAUAAGGUGCUCUGGAUUAUAAGGCACGCAGUAGAUUUUGAUGAGAUUAAAGGUUUUUAAGUGCUCCCUGUAGUGCGGAAAAUACGGUACUUUGUGUACGAAUUGUGCUGUACAAAUAAACUUGCCUUGCUUACUGUGAAACAUUCCAGACGGGCACAAUUGGACCAUUACCCAGAAUCCACCUGUGUCUGCUGUAGCCCCAUGAACUCUUCAUACACACUGCUCCUGAUUUUUAAUGUCCUUCUGUUUUUAUAAAUGUGAUAUUUAAUACAUUUGCUGUUUUGAAAGUUUUAAAGUGUGUUACUGGCACCUUUUCUACUACUGAAGGUUGACAAUUAAACUUGAUUUGCAUUUAAUCUCACUGGAAAAAAAAAAAAAAUUAGGUAAGUUAAAAUGACUUAAAUUAAGAUAAUUUAACUUUAUUUGAGUAGAUUCAACUUAAGGCAAAUGAUCUGCAAUGGAAUAAGUUUUUCUUAAUUCAAACAAUACUCAAUUAUGUUAUUUUUAGUGCAAAAAGUUGUUUUAAGUGUAGCAAGAUAAAUUUUCAUAUUUUAAGAACUGUAUUUUUCAGACUAUAAGUCGCACCAACUAAAAAAUGCAUAAUGAAGAAAAAAAAACAAAAACGAGUCGCACUUUUUGGGGGAAAUUUAUUUUAUAAAACCAGAGCCUAGGGACUGACAUUUCCUGUUUUCAGUCAAGUUCUAGUAAUAAGAAUAGAAGAGAGAACAACAGACUAUUAACGUCACAUAUGAACAGUUCUUCAGAUAAACUAUAACAUAAACAACAGAACAGAAGAAGUUUACCAAACUCUCCAUCUCACUCCAAAUCACUAAAAUGUUAAAUUCUUCAUUCUCGGUGUCACUUCUGAAUAACUCGGCCUCGAACUCCGGAGGUAAACAGAGCGUCACUUCCUCUUCUGUGUCGCUGUCAUCAGACUCAGCAUCAGUUCCAGUUAGAAUUAUUCCGGCCUUUCUGAAUCCCGACAUGAUGGUUUCAGUCGUCUUUAUAAGUUUGUUUAAAUGUUAAAUUGUUCAGUGGUCAGUGUUGGGGAGUAACAGAUUACAUGUACUGGAGUUACAUAAUCAGAGUACAAAUUAUGAGUAACUGUAUUCAGUUACAGUUACUGUUUCAGUGAGUGGUAAUUGGAUUACAGUUACUUUGUUGAAAUAAAUGGAUUACACAGA
Molecule: messenger RNA, 4455 nt
Organism: Boleophthalmus pectinirostris (great blue-spotted mudskipper)
Lineage: Eukaryota; Metazoa; Chordata; Actinopteri; Gobiiformes; Gobiidae
Product: protein SSUH2 homolog
Exons: 12
Coding region: 164-1246 (360 amino acids)
Source: RefSeq, a predicted model, not a curated record